AGCACUUCCAACACAAAUAGGUUACAUAGGCCUAAGUGCCGAAGAUUCGUGGCACUACUACAGAGUGACGUAACAAAGAAAUGGCCUAGGCCUAAGGACAUUAGAUAUAUAAGAAAGGAAACCAGGAUAAACCACGCCUGAGCAUCCGCCAACCAGCCAUCCAGAAUUAAGCUGGGUACCGUGGACUUUCUAUACACGUUAGAGACGCUACAGGGUAAUAAUUUUUCUUGCGGACUCUCUGGCAAGGAUACGAAAGUACUUUGGAAAAAUCCACACACUUUACAAGAGAAAGAAAAUGGGCCCAAGCUGGGUGUAUGCGAACAUUUUACUAGCAGCAGCAUUGAUCUUGUCUUCAAAUGCAGUUGUUCUCAACGUAACGACCACGGAGGUUGAAGUAGGACAAACAGCGAAUGUGUCGAUGGAAUGCUUCAGCUCUCGUCUCCCAAGCGACGUUGCUGACGUCGCUAUUGUGAGAAUUCUAAAAUGGGAGCUGAAGGAAUGGAACAGUGUGGUAGAACGUAGGGGCAACAAUAAUAAUAUGGAAGUCAGAACCAACUCCGAAGAUGCGUUUGUUCUGACCAACUACAGCAGCUCUGGUGAUAAACAUGAAAGUUUCCUGCGGCUUACCUGGCCUUUGGCGACCAUCGACACCGUGGGAAGAUAUCGUUGUGACGUCAUCGCCUUCACUGUCCAAGAGAGCGUCAUGUGGCUGAAAAGUCAGCCGGUAUUCAUCAGCCGCAAGGAAGUGGUCACUGUCCAGAUGCUGAGCCAAGUAGUGGAGGAGAACAGGAGGGAAAGUCUUAAACAACUGCUUACUCAGAAACAAGAUAUACUAGAGAACGUGACAACGACAGUGGGGGCGCUUGAAGCGGAUUUCCAGAACACUUUAAAGACACAACAACAGGUUCUGAACCAAGCAGUGGAGGGCAUCAAGGCAGAAUGUCUUCGUCAACUCCACUCGCACAACAUGGACAUUCUGCACAACGUGACGUCAUCGGUGGAGGCGAGCGAGCGAAAACUGGUUCAUCAGUUGGCCACACAGAAGCAAGACAUGUUGGAAAAUGUAAAAGCAUCCGUAUGGGCUCUAGAGGCAAGCUUCGAGAGCAGGAUGAAGAACCAAUUACAGGUUUGGGAACUUGCCAUUAAACAAGACAUUCUGGACACCAUGACAUCAACUGUGGGGGCUAUGAAAGAGGUUUUGGAACGCAAGAUUGACGCACUGAAGAGUCAAAUGAAG
Molecule: messenger RNA, 1237 nt
Organism: Aplysia californica (California sea hare)
Lineage: Eukaryota; Metazoa; Mollusca; Gastropoda; Aplysiida; Aplysiidae
Product: fibrinogen C domain-containing protein 1
Source: RefSeq, a predicted model, not a curated record